Molecule: messenger RNA, 312 nt
Organism: Mucor velutinosus
Lineage: Eukaryota; Fungi; Mucoromycota; Mucoromycetes; Mucorales; Mucoraceae
Exons: 4
Coding region: 1-312 (103 amino acids)
Cellular component (GO): mitochondrial matrix
Molecular function (GO): metal ion binding; ATP binding; protein-folding chaperone binding
Source: RefSeq, a predicted model, not a curated record
AUGUCUGCUACAAACAAGCUCAAGAGCAUUGUCCCUCUUCUUGACCGCGUUUUGGUUCAACGCAUCAAGCCUGUUGAAAAAACUUCUACUGGUAUCUUCAUCCCUGAGAAGGCUCAAGAGGCCAUCAAUGAAGCCUAUGUUGUUGCUGUUGGUAAGGGCGCCCUCAACAAGGAAGGUGGUCAUAUCCCUCUCCAAGUGAAUGCUGGUGAUAAGGUCAUUCUUCCUCCUUUUGGCGGUAGCCCUGUCAAGGUUUUGGGAGAGGAAUACCUUUUGUUCCGUGAUUCUGAGAUCCUUGCUAAGGUUGUAGAGUAG